Messenger RNA from Heterostelium album PN500, 1218 nucleotides. RefSeq lists its product as uncharacterized. NCBI's taxonomy places the organism in Eukaryota, Evosea, Eumycetozoa, Acytosteliales, Acytosteliaceae. Bases 1 to 1218 code for a protein of 405 amino acids. The record is from RefSeq and is a predicted model, not a curated record. The transcript has 8 exons. Gene Ontology annotation, molecular function: nucleic acid binding.
AUGGCCAAAUGCUUUUUUGCAAAUAAAAAGGUAGGUUAUCAUACUUCAUCCAAUCCAAACCUUAUUGGUUUGAGGACAUCGAGCUCACACGCGAGGAAUCAGGUAGAUUCCUCGUGGGAUGAUCUACACGAUUUCACCAUUCUCAAGGAAUGGAAAUCGCCAUUCAAACAACAAAAUGGUCACCACCACACAAUCAAAGAGGAUAUCCAACUACUUAGAGAUAUGAACAGUCAGUAUCACCAGCCAAGACUCUUUACAUUACCAAUGAAGAAAGGUGAGGAGGCUCAAAAUUGUGUGAAAUUUGAAACACAUAAAUCCAAUUAUUUAGUUGAAUUAAUUGAGGGUAUUCUUCCAAAGGAAAUAAUUCAAGGCUCAAAAAUAUUAGUGAAAAUGACAGAAUCAUCAUUUCCAAAUAUAAUUUUCAUUAAUUUCUCGACAGCUGUAAAGGCAUACCAAGCAGACCAAUUUAUGCAACAAUGGAAUGAAUACACUCCACCAACCAACAAAAUUAAAUCUACUUUAAUAAAGAAAUCAUUAGAUCCACUUUAUACAAUAACCCAUGAUUCUAUUGAAUCUUUACCAGAAUAUCCAGUUCCAAAGAAUAUAACCGUUAUAACCAAUGAGAAAGAGGUUGAGAGUAAAACAAUCGAGUUAUUACUUGAUGGUGAAAAACCAAUGGAUAUACAGUUAUUAAGUAAAAUUGAACUAGGAAUGGAUUUCGAUUGGUAUCAUAAGAAUAUUACAUCCGAUGAACAAACAUUCUAUGUUCUCACUCUUUGUAACGAUGACAAUUGUGUUGUCUAUAAUCUAGAGUCCAUUGGAUGUUUACCUCCGAUCUUGGAGCAAAUAAUAUCAUCAAGGACAAUUGUAAAAGUAGGUUACAAUCAUAAGAUGGAAUCAACAAAAUUCGAGAAACAAUUCAAUGUCAAAUUGAAUGCCUAUGACGAUCUAUCAAAGACACCGAUUGUUAUGAGAAGUAAACCUAAAACAUUGAGAUCGGUUGCGGGAUUAUUCUUAAAGCAAAAGAUUCCAAAGAGUGAAGUUCAUCGAUACUCUACAAGUCUAUCAUCGCUUUUCACCGAUAAAAAGAUUCAGCACUACGCACAGAAGGCACAUUGCGCCAAAACACUCUACUAUGUGCUAGAGAGUGAUAAAGUUGAUUUCCAACUUAGAUUCGAAGAGGGUGAUCAUCUUAUUGACUACAUUGAAGAUGAUUGA